AUGGAGUGGGCGCGCAAUGGCAUGGAGUGGGCGCGCAAUGGCAUGGAGUGGGCGCGCAAUGGCAUGGAGUGGGCGCGCAAUGGCAUGGAAUGGGCGCGCAAUGGCAUGGAGUGGGCGCGCAAUGGCAUGGAGUGGGCGCGCAAUGGCAUGGAGUGGGCGCGCAAUGGCAUGGAGUGGGCGCGCAAUGGCAUGGAGUGGGCGCGCAAUGGCAUGGAGUGGGCGCGCAAUGGCAUGGAGUGGGCGCGCAAUGACGCUAUGGCCGUUGCUGGCGCGCACGAGAGACAGCAAGGAGCAGCACACCUGAAGUGA
This is a messenger RNA of Closterium sp. Yama58-4, 309 nucleotides long. The record is from the annotation of a GenBank genome assembly. Lineage: Eukaryota; Viridiplantae; Streptophyta; Zygnematophyceae; Desmidiales; Closteriaceae.